Acyrthosiphon pisum (pea aphid) is the source of this 1129-nucleotide messenger RNA. Its product is annotated as suppressor of tumorigenicity 14 protein-like. The transcript is spliced from 7 exons. Lineage: Eukaryota; Metazoa; Arthropoda; Insecta; Hemiptera; Aphididae. The record is from RefSeq and is a predicted model, not a curated record. Gene Ontology annotation, molecular function: protein binding. Bases 464 to 928 code for a protein of 154 amino acids.
AAUCGUCAAGGACUGCGCUUCCCAACACCUACGGCCAUGUAUACGUUCCGUCUACUAAUAUAAGGUCUCUAAUGAGUACGCCACUCCAUAUGUAAUACAUUUUAAAACAAGUUAGCAUUUCUAUAAUUUGUUCAUUCCCACCUGUUUACGUAGUUUGUCCUUCGGUCGAUAAAGUGAUCUUAUAAUAUAGCUAGUGGUAGGUAAUAGUAGUGGGUAAUAUCAAACAGUACGUAUAAUACGUACUAUCAUCGUAAGAUAGUAUUGUAGAUUUUUAGAAUACCCGAUCUUAUGUGUCUAGAAGUCUAGAGUUGUAAAGUUGUACUAUGAUGUACUAUGAUUGUACCUUACGUAGUGUUUUCAUAUGAAGUUAAAUAUUAAUUGUUCCGAUAAAUAUAUUGUCAGUGUUUAAUAUAUAUAUAUUAUAUUAUUAGGUAAAGUAUAUUUUCAUAUUCCUACAAUCUGCAUGCUAGAAAAUGUAAGUCUCGGCUCAUCAAUGGCAACGAAGGUGACCUAUUCCUGGAUUAUAUGUUUAUGUUUAAUUUCCGGAUCUGGAAUUUUGUGUGACAGAAUACUCGAUAGACGACAAGCUGUAUCAUCUUGCUCAGUAAACAAUGACAAUACGUUUUAUUGUUCAAAUGGACUGUGUAUCGAAUGGUCGUGGGUUUGUGAUGGUCGUAAGGAUUGUUCAGAUGGUUCAGACGAGACUAAAGAGUUGUGUGCUCUAUACGAAUAUGGAACUACAGAUUGCGGUAGAGUUGAAUCGUUCGGCAUUAGUGGAAAAGAACAUUUUGGAGUGGCACGUUGGAAUGUUGGAAUAUAUCGAUUUGAAAAUUUAAAUUAUAAAUAUUUAUGUCACGGAUCAAUUAUUGCUCCAAAUGGGCUGAAUGUUUUUUCUCUCCCUAUAUGGUUACUACAAAAAUAUCAGUAACAUAUGGAAAACUCAAAGUUGCUGUAGGAAAAUAUCAUUAUAAUUUUUCAAAAAUUGACAAUGAAUAUACUCAAAUAUUGAAUGUGGAAACAAUAUACAUAAAGGAAAGUUAUAAUGGAAUAGAAGGGUCAUAUGCUGAAGAUAUAGCUGUUAUAUUGUUAGAAAACAAAGUUUUGAUUACCAGUGAUGUUUCACCUGCAU